GACCAAGUCAGUCCAUGACGCGCGUAUCGCUCACCUGGCAAUAUAUUUUCAUUGUUGUUGUUGUUGUUGUUUUGUUGUUUUGUUUUUUUCUUCCAGAUUUUUUGUUCCUAUUUAGAAUAAAAACAUCCAUCCUGAUCUCAAGGCAGAAAUAGGGGUUGAAGCAGGAGGUCGACGCCCGCCGUACAAUUCAGUAUCAGUGUCCACAUUGGCUUUAUUAAUUUGUGUUUUGGGAUCUUGCGCACCGAGUGUCCGGGAUUUGAGUCAUGGCAGAGGAGUGAGGCGCCUUUUGCCAAAAUGCCUGUUAACUGGAAUAUAACUUUUUCACGGCGGUCCUAUGGAAUAUAGUCCGAUUUUACACAGCCUACAUGUUGUGCCAUCAUCCCACGUGAAAAAUAAACUAUUUGUGUUCUGCAUAAUGCUGUCCCUCUGGGUGUAUAUGAUUUAUUGUUGUGUUGGCUACUGCUCAACUGUGCCAACCCUGGCGUACGGCUCGGUGAACAGGCACGAAAACGGUGCAGAAGUUGACAAUCAGGAGUCGUCUCUCGGGGCGUCCAGGGACUUGCUGAAUAACGAAAACGAUUUGGACAGCAGAGGAGAGGAGUGGGAUGAAAUUAGAGGCGAGGCGAAGGCGCUGGAUGAUAAUGCCAUGUCAAGUUUUCUCAAUGAGUCGGAAAGUAAAAAGUUGCCCCAGGCGAUCAUCAUCGGGGUGAAGAAAGGAGGGACCCGGGCGCUGCUGGAGUUCCUCCGCCUGCACCCAGACAUCAGAGCGGUGGGAGCUGAGCCGCACUUCUUUGACCGCAACUACGACAAGGGACUGGAGUGGUACAGGGAAUUGAUGCCCAAGUCAUCAGAGGGCCAACUGACCAUGGAGAAGACUCCCAGCUACUAUGUCACAAAGGAGGUCCCUGCUCGAAUCUACACCAUGUCUAAAGACACAAAGCUGAUUGUAGUCGUCCGGGAUCCUGUCACCCGAGCCAUCUCAGACUACACUCAGACUCGCUCCAAGAAGCCGGACAUCCCCUCUUUCGAGAGCCUGACCUUUAAGAACAUGUCAGCAGGUCUGAUUGACACCACAUGGAGUGCCGUUCAAAUUGGCAUGUAUGCUAAGCACCUUGAGCGCUGGCUCCAGUACUUCCCCAUGGAGCAGCUGCUAUUUGUUAGUGGAGAGCGUCUGAUUAGCGACCCCGCAGGUGAGAUGGCUCGCGUCCAGGACUUUCUUGGACUCAGGAGGGUGGUCACGGAGAAGCAUUUCCACUUUAACCCGGCAAAGGGCUUCCCCUGCCUUAAGAGACCUGAGGGGAACAGCAAACCACACUGCCUGGGCAAAACCAAAGGCAGGACCCAUCCUAAUAUUGACCCAGAGGUGGUGCAGAGGCUAAGGGACUUUUAUAAACCCUUUAAUAACAAGUUUUACCAGAUGACUGGUCAUGACUUUGGCUGGGACUGACAGGAAACUAUGAUAACAAACUCAUGCUGGGCCCUUGUAUGUGUUUUUUAUAAUGUUAUUACUCUGGAGAUAUUGUUAUACAGUGUAUGUACAGUAUUUGGUGGAUGUGUAAAAAGUUCAAAAGUCUAUUUUAUGAUAAUUUAUUGUUAUGAUAUUAACUCACUAAGCUGCCUAACCAGGUAUAUUAAUGAUCCUCCACACACAGUUUUAAUUCUAAAACAUGAACAAUUUUCUGCAAGCACAAUGUUCUUACGGGUAUUAUGAGCAGGGUCAGUAUCUUUUUUUUUUUGCCAGGACAUUUCUUUUUUGCCAGGACAUUUUUUUUGGCUUAAUGUGGAUAGCCCCUUCUUCUUCUUUUACUUUUCCAAAUGCUGCUCUUGCUUCACCUUUUAAGCUGAAUGAGAUCCAACUUUACAAACAACUGUUAAUAUCCCCUUAACAUUUGCCUGACCCUCAGAGGUCUGUGGACCCACUUAGUCAGGUCGAUACGGGCCUCAGCUGAUCCAGUGCCACUUGCCAGGUGGAUCAAUACAGUAAUAGCUCCUCAUCAAGUCAAUUAGACCUGAGUGAUGGCACUGCCUUGAUCUCUCGAGCACCGUAAUAAAACAUGGAUCCAUUAAUGGUAGCAAGUUUAUGGUUGACCCUUGAGCCAACUUCAAGUUAAUAUAAUAAUAUGAAUUUCCACUGCAAUAUUUUGACUUAACCACUAUGUGUACCGUUUCUCCAGAGGAAUGUUGAUUAGGAUCCAAUAGAAGGUCCUGUCUCAAUACUUUUGGGAUGUUUCUGAAAUGGCUCUCAUUGAUCAUCCUGUACAGCUUUUUUUUUUUUUUUUUAUUAAAGGUGAUACUAGAUGUGUUAAUGAUGCCCUUAUCCAUGAUACAUCAACUGACGGAAAUAAGCAUUUCUCUAAAUCUUUGUAGCUUACUUUCAGUGAUAGCUGGAGAGAAUUAAAAUAAACCUAUUGUGGGCCAAAAUGUCUCAUUUAAAAUUCAUGUAUGGUUGAGUUUUAGUCAACCUUUAUACAUUUGUCAGCAUUUUAUCAGACUUCAUUCGAUAAUGAUGUACUGCAACCCCGCUGUUAUAGAGGCACUAUUUUGCUGUAUGCAUUGCUUUACAAACAUGGAAAUGAAGCAGGUUUGACUGAGUUGAUUAAAAGGUGCAGUCAUGUCAUUUUU
Molecule: messenger RNA, 2622 nt
Organism: Morone saxatilis (striped sea-bass)
Lineage: Eukaryota; Metazoa; Chordata; Actinopteri; Moronidae
Gene: hs3st3b1a
Product: heparan sulfate (glucosamine) 3-O-sulfotransferase 3B1a
Exons: 2
Coding region: 335-1447 (370 amino acids)
Molecular function (GO): [heparan sulfate]-glucosamine 3-sulfotransferase activity
Source: RefSeq, a predicted model, not a curated record